AGCGCCUCUACUUUGGCCCUUUCAAGAUGGCGGCCCGGGUAACUUCAUUCGAUUCGAGCUCGUGUGUAUCUUGUGAGCGAGAUUUACCUGGAUUUCAGCCCGUAUCUUUUUCCACUCAAGCGGCACGGAGCACUUUACUGCCCGCGGAAGUUCAGUUCAGUCGCUGCUUCAGCAAACUAAUAGCCCUGCGACCCUCUGACAGCCCGGGCUUGAAAACCGAACUGAACCUGCUGUUCGACCAGCUGAUCUCCGAAAACUACAGCAGCAGCUUCACACAUGACAACACACGACCACAAGAUGUGUGCGCGCUGCUUGUGCACGCGAGCCGGUUGGUGCCUCACAGCCAAGAACACCUCGUUGUCAAACUGUGCCAGUUGAUUCACCAGCUUCUGAACCAGCUACAGGUUAUUGUGGACGAGCAGGCGUUGGAUGCUCUCGUGUCAUAUUGUAUACGCGCUCUGCACACGUGCAGCACAUGGACACACCCAGAGGUCCUGCUCGCGCUCUCCUCGGUACUGUACGCCAAUGGAGUCAAGUGUCAACGGCACCUUCCAGAUCUUCUUGGGCGGAAUGGUAUUCUUGUGAAGUAUGGUGACCCGGGUCAGAGUGACGUCGAGCGCCGACGCUCUGCUGUACACUGCAUGGCCAACCUUUGCAUCUGUGUUCCUGGUAAUCCCUUUUUGGAAGAACCGUACAAAGGAGCGUGUUACAGAAUUUUCCUGCAGACUCUUCAGUCACGAAAGCCGCCCGGCGUGGAAGAUCUUGUCUUCUGUACGUUGUUGCAAAGUGCUCUAAAGGGGAUGCAGUAUUUCCUGAAUUGGGGGAAAUGGAAGGCCAGUCCUGAUCAGGACCUGGGCUCGCUAUUAGCUGUACUUAAGAAAUUCAUGUUUCAUGGAUUGCCAGGGAUAACUGUAGAGAUGCCCGAGGUUCUGUACCCGGCGCCUCUCCCUCAGUACGACGCCGUUCCUGUAACCGAAGCCGAACCUGCGCAGGAUGUGCCAGCUCAGAAGAAAACACCAGCGACCCAACAGAAUAAAAAGCGGAAGUCUCGCGGGAAAGGGAAGAAAGCUAGAGCAGAAGGGAAGACGGAUGACGGAGCGGAGGAAGGUGAGGACGAGGAGCCGAGUUCGAGGCCUGUCAGGAACGGAGCGAGUGGAGGACCAGGACGAGGGGAGCUCCAGAUCGUCCGGCCUCAAACGCCUACCGAGUUUAAUCUGCCUCUCCAACCAGGUGCAGGCCCUCAACUCUACCCCUCCUGGAAGAAAGGGAGCUCUGACUCGGAGUUCUCCGAUCCUGAAGGAGGAAUGGCGUCCAAACUCAGGCUGUACCUAGCUCGAGUGCGACAGAGCGCUCUGCACUGUUUCCUGGCCGUGGUGAAAUGUGUGGAAAAGAGGGCUUUGUACGGAUACUGGUCCUCCUUCAUCCCUGACGCUCCAGGCAUCGGAAGUCGUCCUUCGCUCACCCUCGUCACCAUUGCUCUUAAAGACCCGUCCCCUAAGGUGAGAGCGGCGUCGCUGCAGGUUCUCUCCGCACUCCUAGAAGGUUCUCGGCAGUUUCUCUCGGCAGCCGAGGACACCGGCGCACCCCGGCAAGCCUUCACUCCGUUCUCAGCCACGCUGGCUGCCAGCUUGAGGGAGCUGCAUCGCUGCCUUCUGCUCGCACUACUAGCCGAGUCUUCCUGUCAGACCCUCACGCAGGUCAUAAAGUGCCUUGCCCACUUGGUGUCCAACGUACCCUACAGACGCUUAAGGCCGGGUUUGCUCAGCCCUCUGUGGAAACAGAUUCGCCCGUAUAUCCGGCACAGAGACGUGAACGUUCGGGUGUCCAGCCUCACCCUGCUGGGAGCGAUCCUCUCCUCUCAGGCCCCGCUGCCUGAAGUGCAGCUCCUCCUGAAACAGUCUUCCUCUGGAAGCAGAGAGAGAGAUGCUAACACUUCUGCAGACAUUAAGGGGGCAGAGGAGGCUCCGUGCUGGUUGCUGCAGGUGUGCGUGGCUCUGGUGACUCAGCCGAGAGAGGAUUCCUGCUCCGACAGUGACACAGGAGGAGCGACCUCUGGCUCACUGGAGCCUUCACCGGUCCGGCUCGAGGCACUUCAGGUCCUGGCACAUCUGGUGAAGGGCUACUUCUGUCUGGCUCAGGCGUCUCUGCUGGAGUUGGGUCAGCUCAGUGCUCGCUGUCUCCGAGAACAGGACCCGUCUGUGCAGUUACAUGGAGCGAAGCUGUUGGAGGAACUGGGCACAGGAAUCAUCCAGCAGUACAGAGCUGAGCCCACCACCUCGGAGAGUGUCAGUCCUGUACCAGUGAGCCAGGUGGUACAGUUCUGGUCUGAGGUUCUGACCGGUCCGUUGAUCGGAGCCUUACAGAACGAGCAACACCCGACGUUACAGACUAGUGCAUGCGACACGCUGUCCUCCAUCUUACCACAGGCCUUCAACCAGCUUCCGGACAAGACUCAGGUUCUGUGCAUCACAAUACUGCUCGGGCUGACGUAUAGCGAGAACUCCUUGGUGAAGGCGGCGGCGGUGAGGGCUCUCGGUGUCUACAUUCUCUUCCCCUGUCUCCGAGAGGACGUGAUGUUUGUGGCGGACACGGCUAACGCCGUCCUCACAGUCCUGGACGAUCGUUCACCCAACGUCCGUGCCAAGGCUGCCUGGUCGCUAGGCAACCUCACCGACACACUCAUCGUCAACAUGGAGUCUGUUGGACUGGAUUUUCAAGCGGAGCUCUCUGACAUGCUGCUUCUAAAGAUGCUCAGAUCUGCUACCCAAGCAUCCGGUGACAAGGACAGGGUAAAGAGUAACGCAGUGCGAUCCCUGGGGAAUCUGCUGCACUUCCUGCAACCAGUGCACCUGAGUAAGCCAGCAUUUGUGCAGCCUCUUGAUCAGGCCAUGAGGGCUCUUAUAGACACAGCCAGAGGAGAUGCUACCAUGAAGGUGCGCUGGAAUGCCUGCUACGCUCUGGGCAACGCUUUCCAAAACCCUGCCUUGCCUCUGGGCACUGCCAGCUGGUCUACGGAGGCCUACUCUGCUCUCUCGUCCAUCGUCACGUCCUGCAAGAACUUCAAAGUCCGCAUCAAAUCCGCCGCCGCUCUCUCCGUCCCCGCUACACGGGAUUGCUAUGGAGACGAGCAUCAGUUCGCUGAAGUGUGGCGAGCCUCGGCCCGAGCCCUCGAGCAUAGUGAAGAAACCCAGGAUUUUCUCGAAUACCGCUACUGCGCCAGCUUGCGUUCCGAGCUCUGCCACACUCUCCUUCACCUCCUGUCCCUGUGCCAAACCGGAGAUCUGCCAGCCAUCGGAGAGUCGCUGAGCGGCCAGUCGAGACCCGCGCUGCACGGCUUCCUGGUUCAUCACCUCACCGACGCUUCAUCCGUUUCUGGCCGCGAGAUCAUUGCCGGAGAAGACGCAGGACACCAGACGGAGCCUACAGACAGACCGAAGCUGCUGGAUCAGACCCUGAUCAGACUGAAGGAGCUGGAAGGGGAUAUUAAAGCUGGAAGCAGGUCUGAUCUUGACAUGCUGAUUAGAUUCCUGGAGGAUGUUCUGAAGGCCUGCAAAGGGAUGAAGGUGUCAGAUGGAAUGGAUAUGACGCAGACGAGCGAUAACUCGCCGUAGAAGCUGUUAUCAGACGCGAUCAUGUAGACAUUACAGCGAUAGGAAUUGAAACAUAUUGCUGCUUUGGUUUAUUUGCCAUUCAUGAAUGCAGAAUCGUAAUGACACUCGGUUUAAAGAUAAAUCAAGAUGUUUAGGAUAUAUAUUUUACAGCUUUAUUUACAUUCGCCGUUCACUUUAUUAGGAACACCGGUGCGGCCGAACAUUCAUUCAUGCAGUUAUCCAAUCAGCCAAUCACGUGACUGGAAGAAAAUUUACACUACUUUGGUGUGAAAAUCCCAGGAGAUCAGGAGUUUCUGAAGACUUAAACCAGUCAGUCUGGUACCAGCAACCAUGCCACGGUCAAGGUCACCGGGGUCACAUUUUUCCCCUCAUCCUGAUGUUGGAUCUGAAUGUUUUGCCCUGUAUCUGCGUGAUUUAAUGCAUCACACUGCCUCCACAUGAUGACCGGCUGAUUGGAUAAUUGCAUGAACGAGCAGGUGCACAGGUGUUUCUUCUUCAAGCGUAUUCAAUCGCAAACGCCAAGUCCGACACUGUAAAUCACAGACGAUUUCACGCAGCAGCCCGAACUCUGAUGUUUUUUAUUUCCUGCUCAGCUUUUUCCAAUCGGUGUUUUCGUAUCGUGACAGUAAACCUCAGUUUGAAAUGCGAGGAUACACUGUAAACAGCUUACCCUAAAUACACCCAAGCAUUUUGGCUUGUCUCAAUACCUGAUUGACACGUACUAUUAAAUCCCCGGCAAGAAACAAUAAAGAUUUUUUUUUAAAGUUA
Molecule: messenger RNA, 4379 nt
Organism: Ictalurus punctatus (channel catfish)
Lineage: Eukaryota; Metazoa; Chordata; Actinopteri; Siluriformes; Ictaluridae
Gene: heatr6
Product: HEAT repeat containing 6
Exons: 20
Coding region: 27-3611 (1194 amino acids)
Source: RefSeq, a predicted model, not a curated record